This is a messenger RNA of Petromyzon marinus (sea lamprey), 6015 nucleotides long. NCBI's taxonomy places the organism in Eukaryota, Metazoa, Chordata, Hyperoartia, Petromyzontiformes, Petromyzontidae. The record is from RefSeq and is a predicted model, not a curated record.
CAGCAGCAGCAGCAGCAGCAGCUGCCCCAGCAGCAGCAGCAGCAGCAGCUGCCCCAGCAGCAGCAGCAGCAGCAGCUGCCCCAGCAGCAGCAGCAGCAGCAGCAGCUGCCCCAGCAGCAGCAGCAGCAGCAGCUGCCCCAGCAGCAGCAGCAGCAGCAGCAGCUGCCCCAGCAGCAGCAGCAGCAGCAGCUGCCCCAGCAGCAGCAGCAGCAGCUGCCCCAGCAGCAGCAGCAGCAGCAGCAGCUGCCCCAGCAGCAGCAGCAGCAGCAGCAGCUGCCCCAGCAGCAGCAGCAGCAGCAGCAGCUGCCCCAGCAGCAGCAGCAGCAGCAGCAGCUGCCCCAGCAGCAGCAGCAGCAGCAGCUGCCCCAGCAGCAGCAGCAGCAGCAGCAGCUGCCCCAGCAGCAGCAGCAGCAGCUGCCCCAGCAGCAGCAGCAGCAGCAGCUGCCCCAGCAGCAGCAGCAGCAGCAGCAGCUGCCCCAGCAGCAGCAGCAGCAGCAGCAGCUGCCCCAGCAGCAGCAGCAGCAGCAGCAGCUGCCCCAGCAGCAGCAGCAGCAGCAGCAGCAGCAGCUGCCCCAGCAGCAGCAGCAGCAGCAGCAGCAGCUGCCCCAGCAGCAGCAGCAGCAGCAGCAGCUGCCCCAGCAGCAGCAGCAGCAGCAGCUGCCCCAGCAGCAGCAGCAGCAGCAGCUGCCCCAGCAGCAGCAGCAGCAGCAGCAGCUGCCCCAGCAGCAGCAGCAGCAGCAGCAGCUGCCCCAGCAGCAGCAGCAGCAGCAGCUGCCCCAGCAGCAGCAGCAGCAGCAGCAGCUGCCCCAGCAGCAGCAGCAGCAGCAGCAGCUGCCCCAGCAGCAGCAGCAGCAGCAGCAGCUGCCCCAGCAGCAGCAGCAGCAGCAGCAGCAGCUGCCCCAGCAGCAGCAGCAGCAGCAGCUGCCCCAGCAGCAGCAGCAGCAGCAGCAGCAGCUGCCCCAGCAGCAGCAGCAGCAGCAGCAGCUGCCCCAGCAGCAGCAGCAGCAGCAGCUGCCCCAGCAGCAGCAGCAGCAGCAGCAGCAGCAGCAGCAGCUGCCCCAGCAGCAGCAGCAGCAGCAGCAGCUGCCCCAGCAGCAGCAGCAGCAGCAGCUGCCCCAGCAGCAGCAGCAGCAGCAGCUGCCCACAGCAGCAGCAGCAGCAGCAGCUGCCCCAGCAGCAGCAGCAGCAGCUGCCCCAGCAGCAGCAGCAGCAGCAGCUGCCCCAGCAGCAGCAGCAGCAGCAGCAGCUGCCCCACAGCAGCAGCAGCAGCUGCCCCAGCAGCAGCAGCAGCAGCAGCAGCUGCCCCAGCAGCAGCAGCAGCAGCAGCAGCUGCCCCAGCAGCAGCAGCAGCAGCAGCUGCCCCAGCAGCAGCAGCAGCAGCAGCUGCCCCAGCAGCAGCAGCAGCAGCAGCAGCUGCCCCAGCAGCAGCAGCAGCAGCCAGCUGCCCCAGCAGCAGCAGCAGCAGCAGCAGCUGCCCCAGCAGCAGCAGCAGCAGCAGCUGCCCCAGCAGCAGCAGCAGCAGCAGCUGCCCCAGCAGCAGCAGCAGCAGCAGCUGCCCCACAGCAGCAGCAGCAGCAGCAGCUGCCCCAGCACCAGCAGCAGCAGCAGCUGCACCAGCAGCAGCAGCAGCAGCAGCUGCCCCAGCAGCAGCAGCAGCAGCAGCUGCCCCAGCAGCAGCAGCAGCAGCAGCUGCCCCAGCAGCAGCAGCAGCAGCAGCAGCUGCCCCAGCAGCAGCAGCAGCAGCAGCUGCCCCAGCAGCAGCAGCAGCAGCAGCAGCUGCCCCAGCAGCAGCAGCAGCAGCAGCAGCUGCCCCAGCAGCAGCAGCAGCAGCAGCUGCCCCAGCAGCAGCAGCAGCAGCAGCAGCUGCCCCAGCAGCAGCAGCAGCAGCAGCAGCUGCCCCAGCAGCAGCAGCAGCAGCAGCAGCUGCCCCAGCAGCAGCAGCAGCAGCAGCAGCUGCCCCAGCAGCAGCAGCAGCAGCAGCUGCCCCAGCAGCAGCAGCAGCAGCAGCUGCCCCAGCAGCAGCAGCAGCAGCAGCAGCUGCCCCAGCAGCAGCAGCAGCAGCAGCAGCUGCCCCAGCAGCAGCAGCAGCAGCAGCUGCCCCAGCAGCAGCAGCAGCAGCAGCAGCUGCCCCAGCAGCAGCAGCAGCAGCAGCUGCCCCAGCAGCAGCAGCAGCAGCAGCAGCUGCCCAGCAGCAGCAGCAGCAGCAGCUGCCCCAGCAGCAGCAGCAGCAGCAGCUGCCCCAGCAGCAGCAGCAGCAGCAGCAGCUGCCCCAGCAGCAGCAGCAGCAGCAGCAGCUGCCCCAGCAGCAGCAGCAGCAGCAGCAGCUGCCCCAGCAGCAGGCAGGCAGCAGCAGCUGCCCCAGCAGCAGCAGCGCAGCAGCUGCCCCCAGCAGCAGCAGCAGCAGCAGCAGCUGCCCCAGCAGCAGCAGCAGCAGCAGCUGCCCCAGCAGCAGCAGCAGCAGCAUGCCCAGCAGCACAGCAGCAGCAGCAGCUGCCCCAGCAGCAGCAGCAGCAGCAGCAGCUGCCCCAGCAGCAGCAGCAGCAGCAGCUGCCCCAGCAGCAGCAGCAGCAGCAGCAGCUGCCCCAGCAGCAGCAGCAGCAGCAGCAGCAGCUGCCCCAGCAGCAGCAGCAGCAGCAGCAGCUGCCCCAGCAGCAGCAGCAGCAGCAGCAGCAGCUGCCCCAGCAGCAGCAGCAGCAGCAGCUGCCCCAGCAGCAGCAGCAGCAGCAGCAGCUGCCCCAGCAGCAGCAGCAGCAGCAGCACCAGCAGCAGCAGCAGCAGCUGCCCCAGCAGCAGCAGCAGCAGCAGCAGCUGCCCCAGCAGCAGCAGCAGCAGCAGCAGCUGCCCCAGCAGCAGCAGCAGCAGCAGCAGCUGCCCCAGCAGCAGCAGCAGCAGCAGCAGCAGCUGCCCCAGCAGCAGCAGCAGCAGCAGCAGCUGCCCCAGCAGCAGCAGCAGCAGCAGCAGCUGCCCCAGCAGCAGCAGCAGCAGCAGCAGCAGCAGCCCCAGCAGCAGCAGCAGCAGCAGCAGCUGCCCCAGCAGCAGCAGCAGCAGCAGCAGCUGCCGCAGCAGCAGCAGCAGCUGCCCCAGCAGCAGCAGCAGCAGCAGCAGCUGCCCCAGCAGCAGCAGCAGCAGCAGCAGCAGCUGCCCCAGCAGCAGCAGCAGCAGCAGCAGCUGCCCCAGCAGCAGCAGCAGCAGCAGCAGCUGCCCCAGCAGCAGCACAGCAGCUCCCAGCAGCAGCAGCAGCAGCAGCAGCUGCCCCAGCAGCAGCAGCAGCAGCAGCAGCAGCUGCCCCAGCAGCAGCAGCAGCAGCAGCAGCUGCCCCAGCAGCAGCAGCAGCAGCAGCAGCUGCCCCAGCAGCAGCAGCAGCAGCAGCAGCUGCCCCAGCAGCAGCAGCAGCAGCAGCAGCUGCCCCAGCAGCAGCAGCAGCAGCAGCAGCAGCAGCAGCAGCUGCCCCAGCAGCAGCAGCAGCAGCAGCAGCUGCCCCAGCAGCAGCAGCAGCAGCAGCAGCAGCUGCCCCAGCAGCAGCAGCAGCAGCAGCAGCUGCCCCAGCAGCAGCAGCAGCAGCAGCAGCUGCCCCAGCAGCAGCAGCAGCAGCAGCAGCUGCCCCAGCAGCAGCAGCAGCAGCAGCAGCUGCCCCAGCAGCAGCAGCAGCAGCAGCAGCAGCUGCCCCAGCAGCAGCAGCAGGCACAGCAGCAGCAGCAGCUGCCCCAGCAGCAGCAGCAGCAGCAGCAGCAGCUGCCCCAGCAGCAGCAGCAGCAGCAGCUGCCCCAGCAGCAGCAGCAGCAGCAGCAGCAGCCCCAGCAGCAGCAGCAGCAGCAGCAGCAGCUGCCCCAGCAGCAGCAGCAGCAGCAGCUGCCCCAGCAGCAGCAGCAGCAGCAGCAGCUGCCCCAGCAGCAGCAGCAGCAGCAGCAGCUGCCCCAGCAGCAGCAGCAGCAGCAGCAGCCGCCCCAGCAGCAGCAGCAGCAGCAGCUGCCCCAGCAGCAGCAGCAGCAGCAGCAGCUGCCCCAGCAGCAGCAGCAGCAGCAGCUGCCCCAGCAGCAGCAGCAGCAGCAGCAGCUGCCCCAGCAGCAGCAGCAGCAGCAGCAGCAGCUGCCCCAGCAGCAGCAGCAGCAGCAGCAGCUGCCCCAGCAGCAGCAGCAGCAGCAGCAGCUGCCCCAGCAGCAGCAGCAGCAGCAGCAGCUGCCCCAGCAGCAGCAGCAGCAGCAGCUGCCCAGCAGCAGCAGCAGCAGCAGCAGCUGCCCCAGCAGCAGCAGCAGCAGCAGCAGCUGCCCCAGCAGCAGCAGCAGCAGCAGCAGCUGCCCCAGAGCAGCAGCAGCAGCAGCAGCUGCCCCAGCAGCAGCAGCAGCAGCAGCAGCUGCCCCAGCAGCAGCAGCAGCAGCAGCUGCCCCAGCAGCAGCAGCAGCAGCAGCAGCUGCCCAGCAGCAGCAGCAGCAGCAGCAGCUGCCCCAGCAGCAGCAGCAGCAGCAGCAGCUGCCCCAGCAGCAGCAGCAGCAGCAGCAGCUGCCCCAGCAGCAGCAGCAGCAGCAGCAGCUGCCCAGCAGCAGCAGCAGCAGCAGCAGCUCCCAGCAGCAGCAGCAGCAGCAGCAGCUGCCCCAGCAGCAGCAGCAGCAGCAGCUGCCCCAGCAGCAGCAGCAGCAGCAGCAGCUGCCCCAGCAGCAGCAGCAGCAGCAGCAGCUGCCCCAGCAGCAGCAGCAGCAGCAGCUGCCCCAGCAGCAGCAGCAGCAGCAGCAGCAGCAGCAGCAGCAGCUGCCCCAGCAGCAGCAGCAGCAGCAGCUGCCCCAGCAGCAGCAGCAGCAGCAGCAGCUGCCCCAGCAGCAGCAGCAGCAGCAGCUGCCCCAGCAGCAGCAGCAGCAGCAGCAGCUGCCCCAGCAGCAGCAGCAGCAGCACAGCAGCAGCAGCAGCUGCCCCCAGCAGCAGCAGCAGCAGCAGCAGCAGCUGCCCCAGCAGCAGCAGCAGCAGCAGCAGCAGCUGCCCCAGCAGCAGCAGCAGCAGCAGCUGCCCCAGCAGCAGCAGCAGCAGCAGCAGCUGCCCCAGCAGCAGCAGCAGCAGCAGCUGCCCAGCAGCAGCAGCAGCAGCAGCAGCUGCCCCAGCAGCAGCAGCAGCAGCAGCUGCCCAGCAGCAGCAGCAGCAGCAGCUGCCCCAGCAGCAGCAGCAGCAGCAGCAGCAGCUGCCCAGCAGCAGCAGCAGCAGCAGCUGCCCCAGCAGCAGCAGCAGCAGCAGCAGCUGCCCCAGCAGCAGCAGCAGCAGCAGCUGCCCCAGCAGCAGCAGCAGCAGCAGCUGCCCCAGCAGCAGCAGCAGCAGCAGCAGCUGCCCCAGCAGCAGCAGCAGCAGCAGCAGCUGCCCCAGCAGCAGCAGCAGCAGCAGCUGCCCCAGCAGCAGCAGCAGCAGCAGCAGCUGCCCCAGCAGCAGCAGCAGCAGCAGCUGCCCCAGCAGCAGCAGCAGCAGCAGCAGCUGCCCCAGCAGCAGCAGCAGCAGCAGCAGCUGCCCCAGCAGCAGCAGCAGCAGCAGCUGCCCCAGCAGCAGCAGCAGCAGCAGCAGCUGCCCCAGCAGCAGCAGCAGCAGCAGCAGCUGCCCCAGCAGCAGCAGCAGCAGCAGCAGCUGCCCCAGCAGCAGCAGCAGCAGCAGCAGCUGCCCCAGCAGCAGCACAGCAGCAGCCUGCCCCAGCAGCAGCAGCAGCAGCAGCAGCUGCCCCAGCAGCAGCAGCAGCAGCAGCAGCUUCCCCAGCAGCAGCAGCAGCAGCAGCAGCUGCCCCAGCAGCAGCAGCAGCAGCAGCUGCCCCAGCAGCAGCAGCAGCAGCAGCAGCUGCCCCAGCAGCAGCAGCAGCAGCAGCAGCUGCCCCAGCAGCAGCAGCACUGCCCCCAGCAGCAGCAGCAGCAGCAGCAGCAGCUGCCCCAGCAGCAGCAGCAGCAGCAGCUGCCCCAGCAGCAGCAGCAGCAGCAGCAGCUGCCCCAGCAGCAGCAGCAGCAGCAGCAGUGCCCCAGGCAGCAGCAGCAGCAGCAGCUGCCCCAGCAGCAGCAG